Onychostoma macrolepis is the source of this 1080-nucleotide messenger RNA. RefSeq names its product growth arrest and DNA damage-inducible protein GADD45 gamma. Gene Ontology annotation, biological process: regulation of cell cycle. The transcript has 3 exons. Gene Ontology annotation, cellular component: cytoplasm; nucleus. Bases 248 to 664 code for a protein of 138 amino acids. NCBI's taxonomy places the organism in Eukaryota, Metazoa, Chordata, Actinopteri, Cypriniformes, Cyprinidae. The record is from RefSeq and is a predicted model, not a curated record.
AAGGAUCAGAGUUUGAUCCUUUCUUACAGUUCUAUAGAUGUCACGCAUGUCUAAAGGCACGCGCCUUGGAUACGUCCGUUUCUUUAUUGUUCUGAACAGCCAAUCAGAACGCGGGGUGCAAACGCGUGCCAUUCUCCCACUAUAAGUACUGGUCGCGUGUCAGCUGAAAACUCACAACUUAUUUCGCUCCGCUCGAGCCACUACUGUACUUCAAACACAGCUACUGCCUACUUCAGUCCAAACCAAGAUGGUGAAUGAAGGAAAAUCUCUUGCCGAAGCCCUGCUGUCUGCCAAGGCGGAGGGUCGCCUCACUGUUGGGGUCUAUGAAUGCGCAAAAAUAAUGAACGAGGACCCAGACAGCGUGUCUUUCUGCCUUUUGGCCACUGAUGACUUUGAGUGCGACAUCGCUCUCCAGAUCCAUUUUACUCUCAUCCAAGCGUUUUGCUUUGACAACGACAUCAGCAUCGUCAGAGUAAACGACUUGAAACGUCUCAACACUCUUGUUGGUGUCAAGGGUCAACUUGAGGACGCUCACUGUGUCCUUAUAACGAACCCAGCUGAGGACUCAUGGGAGGAUCCAGCUCUGGAGAAGCUUCACCUGUUUUGUGAAGAAAGUCGCAGCUAUAACGAGUGGGUUCCUGAGAUCACUCUGCCCGAGCGUUGAUCUGGAGCUUUACUCUUCUCUGUUGAGAUGCUGUAAACCUUGAGGAAUACUCGACUCAUCCUUCGAAGCAAGGAUGCUGAUGUUUCCACAUCCCUGGAUGCUCCUGAGGAGGCUGAACCGUCCAGGCAGCGCGAGGCAGGCCCGAGUGGCCCUCGCGGUUCUACGUCGUUCCUCGUCCCGUCCAUGCCAAGAUGAUCCUCAUUCUUUAUGUGAACGAGGUCAGGCAUGCCACGAGAGCGACACAAUGGCCCUCAUUCUUUGUGCGGAUGAGGUUUGGAGAGGAAGGAGAAGCGAGUUUUGCCUCUGUUCCACAGAGCAAAUAUCGCAUGCGUUGGACACGCAGAGGACGCGGCGGUGCGUCAAAGCAACGUUUUUAAAAAUGGACUUUAACAUCUCGGACGUUUUUAAAAAUGGAA